AUCCUUAAACCGACUUUAUUACAGGACUACACACUUAUCGAAGACGAGCUCCGUUCCGGCUAUCACCCUCAAAACUUCUUCUGCUAUUCAAUUGAUCGAAAAUCUAAUAAGGAUUUUCAUGAUAGGAUAAAACGACUCGCUGUCUGUUUCCCGAACGUCAUCAUAGUACAAGAGGAAUUUGACGUUGACAAUGCCGGGCACUUCAUGAAUCACGCCUUUUACAAAUGUAUGCAGUUACUGGCAACGAAAUCCGGAUGGGGAUAUCUUUUACUGCUUCAGAACCAUGAUGUUAUCACGAAAUCCCCAUAUGAGAUGGUGGAAAUCUAUAGACUGCUCGGAGGCGCUAAUGAUGUGGAGAUAACGCCGUGUCCGGAAGGGCGUUGGAAUCACUCAAGAGAGUGGGAUGCACGUUCGUUGAAGCUGUUCGUAAAUGGUUUCUCGGCGUCACCGACACAGCUGAACGCGACUCUUAAGUUUGCAAAAGGUGCAACUCAGGCGUCCCUCUCUCGAGCUGCUGUGGAGUGGCUAGUCAAUACGGUCAAUCUCACGACUCUUAUUUCUCAAAUCAAUGAACAGCCAUUUGGUGUAGACGAAAUUCUCAUACAAUCUUUACAAAUCACCGACGAAUUGGACAUGCCUGGAAGAUUCACUUCUGAGUGCUUGAAACAAGGCAAGAAUACGGACUUUAUCAGUAGAAUGUCGCAUUGGAUGUAUGGUGGACAAGAAUUUUGCCGAUCUCGGAAAAUUCGUCGAGCAAUCUGUGUACUUGGUAUAGAAGAUUUUCAGCUACUGUCGAAGUAUCCAACUGUGAUGGCGAAUAAAAUGUUGCCGGAUUUCGACUACGCUAUUGUUGACUGUAUUCAUGAAAUGAUCUUCAAUCGAACGUUUCUAAAUCAGAUAGACUAUCCGCUGGACUCGAAUUACUACAGAAAUAUGGUCAAUGUAAAGUUCACCUUUUUUUCAUACUAUCCGCUCAAGCGGAGAUCUCUAUGUAUUCCUUAG
Haemonchus placei is the source of this 1002-nucleotide messenger RNA. Lineage: Eukaryota; Metazoa; Nematoda; Chromadorea; Rhabditida; Trichostrongylidae. The record is from the annotation of a GenBank genome assembly.